AAACCCGAGCAGGAGGAGAACCGGUAGCGAGGAAGAGGGGGACUCCUUUCUCUUCUUCCGAAAACAUACCUGUGACAUUUACGGGAAGAUAUUAAGGAAAAGGGAACGGAAUAAAAGUCCACUGGUGCCGCGGAAGAGAAGAAAAAGAAGGCGGAUGUGCCUCCGAACGCGCCGCGGAUGCCGCCCUCCGGACCUCCUUAAUGCCAAGAUUAAGAGGUCCGGGACCAUAGGGGGGAUGACAUGCAUGUGUCCGGCCUGCUAACAUCGCUGACGUCUUGCAAACUUACCCAACGGCCUCCCUCACGACAUGACGGACAUGCUGUAUACAGGUCCGAUCCCGGCCGAGCGAGAGGGUGAGCUCGCCAUGGGUGUGGGUCGCAGCGAAACCUCGCCGCUGGGGCAAGGCCAUAACACACCCCAGAAUUCCCAGCGGCCGAGCGCCUGCUGUUUCUGCUGGUGUUGCUGUUGCAGCUGCUCAUGUCUUACCAUCAGGAAUGAAGAUGAGAGGAGGAGGCGUCGGAGGAAGAGGAUAUCACAGGACAACACGAUGAAACCAAUACCAAACUGUGAAGCUUGCACCAAACCUUCUGUGGAGGAAAUGCAGCUCUGGUCUCAGUCUUUUGACAAGCUGAUGAGGAACCCGGCGGGUCGCAAUGUUUUUCGGGAGUUUUUGCGCACAGAGUACAGUGAGGAGAACAUGCUCUUCUGGCUGGCCUGUGAAGACCUCAAACAACAAAUUAGCAAGAACAGCAUCGAGGAGAGGGUGCGCUCCAUCUACGAGGAAUAUAUUUCGAUACUGUCGCCAAAAGAGGUGAGCCUGGACGCUCGCGUACGGGAAGUGAUCAACAGAAAAAUGCAGGACCCGACGCCUCACACUUUCGAGGACGCUCAGUUGCAGAUCUACACACUGAUGCACAGGGACUCCUACCCACGAUUCCUCUCCUCCAGCAUCUACAAGUCACUCCUUCACGGCAACUCAUGCAGCUCCUCCGAGCCCUAGUCCAGCAUUGUCCUUUACGUCUCUCUUCCAACCAUUUCAGAUCCAUACAGGUGAAACUGCCUUCAUCCCAAAUCUAUGCCAUGACUGCUGAAACCUGGCAAUGGCACUUUUUGUAUUUCACCAUCCUAGCUUCCUUUUUAAUGUAUCCUCAACCCCAAAUGAGACUUUGGCCGAAAGGUUAGGUGCACCCUGAACUGUUCGCUAACCUCAGAAAAAUGUAUUUAUAUAGAAUUAUAUUAACAGUAUAAUAUUUGAAUGGUAUUCUUCAAUAUGGGUAGAGCGGACUGGUGGUUAGCACGUCUACCUCAUAGUUUUGAUGUUUGGGGUUCCAAUCUCCUGUGUGGAGUUUAUGUGUUUUUUAGUGCUUGUGUGGCUUUCCUCUUGAUAAAUUGGUGGCCAGGUAAUGUUAGGCUAUUUACAAAUUCCAAACGCUUUGCAAAUGAAAAAAAAACACGAAUGCAAAUAGUUGCAACACAAACACAAAUAGCCGCAUGAAAGCAUAAAAGUGUUGUUUUUGGCAUCCCUUCUAAUUUGGCAUGCUAAUUUUGGCAUCCCGUAUAUUUUCGGUAUCGUCUUGUUGACGAAAACAACGAUGCAUAAGCAUCACAACGGAAGUUUACUUAAGCCGCAACAUGAAUGCAUAAGCAUCACGACGGAAAUAGACUUACAAGUUACCACGGUAAAUACAGUUUGGUAGAUAUUAGGGCUGAACGACAUUGGAAAAAAACUGACAUUGCGACUUUUGGGGGCUUUGCGAUUUAUGUUGCGAUAUUAAAACUAGAGGAAUUUUCACUACAUGACUUGAAUAGCUCUGUUUGGGAAGACUUGGUUGACUCACUAUGACCACAUUGUAUUCAGAACAGAUGUCCUGAUGUUGAUCACGUGAUCGGAAAUCGGGCUGAUCAUGCCAUUUCUCAGAGGAUCGGAAUCGGGUGAAAAGGAUCAGGUUUUAUGUUUUUCUGCUUCAUGCUCUUGUACAGCCUUUCACUUUCCCUACUGCUAAGCAAUGUGACCAAACUGUUUUUUUUUUGGGGUCACCAGUGCAGCUGGCGUUUGUUACUUAAAGUUAACGAUGAUUGACAGGUUUGUAGCUUUAAUCUGGCCAGAGACACCUCAGUAGCUCUAUGAUCAAAGGCAAUAAUGUGUUACUCAUCAUUAAGCUUGGUGCACACUGCAGUGCCAACUCAUUGUGUAAGUGGGAGGCUGUUCAUCCAAGCAAAAAACAACUUUUUUUUUGUAUCGGAUCCGGGCUGAGUAUCAGCAGACUCUCAAAAUCAGGUGACUCGAAAUCGGGUGCAAAAAAAUGCAAUCGGGACAUCCCUAGCAUUCAUGUAACCCGAUUAAUCCAGGCUAAGGGGGUUAUCUGUGAACGAUGAAGAUUCGUGUAUAUAAAAGGGAUCCAGGAAGCCUUGUCUCUCUACAAUUGCUGCUUUUGUGAAGAAAAACAAAAGUUUAAUUUAAAAAAAAAAAUUGGGGGAAAAAAAAUUGCACGUCCUCUGAUGGGACUAUUGCGAAUGCACAUAUUGCGAUGGCGAUGUUCAAACGAUAUAUAUUCUGCAGGCUUACUAGUACAUAACGUUUUUAUAUAAAAUAUAAUUGUUGGUUCCACUGGUAACAAUGGUAUCCUCGGCCAGCCUGGUCUGCUUGGACCAUCCAGCUAGGUUUAAUAUCACAUUCAAUAUCAUAAUCACCUUGUUUUUAAAAUCCAGGCCUUGUUACAACAUCUUGCAAGGCUAUACUAAUUGUGUUGUUCUCAUGUGUGUCCAUAGUAACAAUCAGUGAGACUUGGGGGAAAAAAGACAUUUUUACAGAUUUUUCCUGAAUUAAUACAAGCUAAGACAAAAUUGUGACAAAGCACAGAAGGAGACACAAGAAAGUUCUUCACUACUAACGAUAGCCAGUCAUUAAGUGUGUGCUUAACCCGUUAACACCUAAGCCUAUUUUGGCCGAAUUUGCAUGCAUUUGAUGUUGCCUUUAUAUUUCAAAGAAAAAAUUGUUUACAAUGGCCAAGUUGGGUCCCUUUUUUCAGGACACCUUGAACUUCAUGUCUAAACUGUUGUUUUCUUCACUGACCAAUUAUAAUCCACAUUUUGGACCCAAAAAGACAAAAAAAUCCCAAAAUCCUUUUUCAAAAUUUGUAAUGUUGAUGUCCCAUUGACAACCAAACAUGCUCGAUCAACCGUUUUGAAGCUUGAUAAUAUUUAUUCAACUUGUUAAGAUAAACAUUCAAUAGAAAAAAAUAAGAUUGAAUAGUUUUAUGUUUGUCAGUUCAACACAAACAGCAGGUAUGGUCAUAGGCGUUUUUGGCCUUUACACAUACUAUGGUCAAAACAGGUUAUAUACUGUGCAAAAUAAUGAGAAAAAAAUAUAUAUAUAUAUAUAUAUAUCAGCUAACACAAAAAGGGUUUGGAGGAUAUCUCCUUGUGAAGUUAGGUGUUGUACCCAUCACCUUAUCAAAAUAUAUACGUACAUGCAAUCAAGCUUCUCGAACACACAUCUACAUAAAAAUUGAAAAGAUUGUAGUGAAGAAAAAAAUAUAUAACAUUGGAAAAAAGUAUUUUAAAAAAUAUUGACAAGUAGUUCAGUUCAAUUCAAAUUUUUCAGGCAUGCGACCCAAUAUUUUUUAUUUUUUUUAUUUUUUUGCGCACUCAAUAAAACAUCUUGAACAGGUCACGGAGCUGCGUCACACACAACGUCACACAGCCUACUCUUUCGCCGUUUGCGCGCUGCUGUCACUUCUACUCGCCGAGACGCCGACUCAUCCCAAGAAAACAACGACAAAUACGGCUCAUCUUCUUCCUUGAGUUAAUGAAAUAAUGCAUUAGCUUGCGCUAAAUGUAGUUUUAGAUUCAUUCUGUACGUUUCAAAGUCGCUCGCUCAAACCAAUCGGCCGUUGCUUGCUUCGCAUGCCUCCCUUUCAAUAGUUGGCGCCUCGCUCGGAAAUUUAUUAAAAAUGAUCACAUUCGGUUCGUCCUUCUUGACAUCACAACGGCUCUUGGGAUAUGUAGUCUUUUGUGCUGCUUUCGGUUUUGAAAAAGGACAAGAAAUGAUGGAAAUAUCGAGAUGGAUACAUGGUCCAAGCAGCGUUUUAAGGCAUAUUUAUGAGAGCAAUAAAACUAUAAAACUCAAAUCACAUUAUCUCCCGUUUUUCUGGGCCGAUUGACUUCAAAUAAAAACUGGUGUGGACAUCAACUUCCGCACUUUCAAACGAGACCAACCAGCGGCACGUGGGUGACGUAAUUACAGCGUGACGAAGCUUCAAAGACGACAUGCGUAAAUGCGUCGCUGCCGACACGUUGUUAAAGGGUUAAUUAGGUUGUAAGGCUUAAUACCAAAGUCACCCACACAUACCGUAUUGGCCCGAAUAUAAGACGGCCUUGACUAUAAGACGACCCCAUCUUUUUCAAGACUCAAGUUUGAAAAAAAUACUUUUUGAACACCAAAUUUAAUUUUAUACAGAAAAUAAUUACAGUACAUCUGAAACAAAUGAUUAUUACAAUAUAUUUGAGAGAAAAAGCAUGUUAUUUUGCCCCAUUCAAAUCUUAAUAUCUCAACAUUUAAAUAUGUAAACUGAAGUGUAAUCACAUUCGUAAAUGAAUGGCUUCUGGUUUUUGAAAUGUAAAUAAACCAAUCUAUUGUGAUUAAACAACAAAAUUGCAAUGACUGGAUUAACCAUCAAAAUGAAGUCUAACUGUAACUGUAGUCUUGAAACAAAUCUGAAUAAGGAAAAACAUUGCAAUAAAAUAAUGCAUCUGGUUAAACUUGAGAGUAGCUGAGAUCUGUCGUGACAGAACAUCACUUCAAUGAUAUCUGGCGCCAUCUAGCGUCGUGAAUGGGUAUAAUGUCUGGACCGCGAAUAUAAGACGACCCCCACUUUUUCAGUCUUAUUUCAAUGCAAAAAACACCGUCUUCUCUUCGGGCCAAUACGGUACUUCUGUUGGAAGGUAACAAAACAUGGCAUACACUUACACAACCGAUAGCGUCAUACAAAAAUCUCUACUAGAUAAUGUUAGCCAAUCAGACGUAAGGUCGCACACGCUUACUUAGCAGCUAACAUCAUACUACGAUCUCUACUAGAUGAUAACGUUAAUUAAUUUUAACGGCUAACAUCACGAAACAAUCUCUACUGGAUGAGUACUUAUGAAAAGCCAGAAGGAAGGAUCAUCACAAGGCGAUAUCUACCUAAAUGUAUCCACCAGUUUAAAGUGCAUGUGACACGAAAAAGCAUGUUUAUUUCAUAAUACACGCGGUAUUUUAUGCUCCUGAAUGAUAUGGACCGCUUGGAUGUGUGUGGAAGCGAUCGCUAUAUUUGUUUAGUUUUUUUAAUCCCGUGCCAUGAAAAUGAGUGACUUCCGGCUUCGGUCUUGCAUUGAGGAGGAGGGCGCUGUGACGUGUACGGGAGAAGGCGUCCUCUUCACUAAACAGCCGUACUGUUGUGUAUGAGGACUAAGGAUUCAGCUGAUUUUGCGGAUUAAUACGUUUAUUUUUUGCAUCACGCCAGCCAAACGGCUGCAGAAAAAUCUUGCUUGAGGGAGAGGCGUGUGCGCCUUUUUGGAGUUUCAAAAGGUUCCCAUUCACCGUGGAUAUUGGCCAAGCCUUACUACUGUGGGACCAUUGGACUUACGAGGAAGUGAGUAAACAUCUUAUUUUCUAUUAUGUCAAAUAUUAAUACAGCGAUUACAAAGUAAACACUACAAAAUUUCUUUAAAUAAAGGACUACUUACGUUUGAUCAUUGAUAGGCAUGUAAAAAGCUCUCCUCGUGCACAUUAGCUGCAAGUUAGCUGCACAACAACUGCAGCCGCCCUCCUCCGGGGAACGAACUGUAAAUUGCUCUCCGCCGGGCGGUUUGCCGAUCCGCGAAGACAAUCGACAACCUAGUCGUCAUGUCAAAUAAUCCGGGCUAGUUAUGUGUGAUUUUCCGCUUCAAAGACUUUGAAACAUCACUCGGUUCGGGUUAGCAUGUCUUGGUUUGUUUACAUUUUCCGAAGCCGGGGAAGUGAAAUGACAUAUGUCCGAUUUAGGUGUCAUAAAAUAUCGUUCGGGAGGUGCGACAGUAAAGGUGAAGUCGACAGUUUUGACCAUUUUGGAGUAAUUUUGCCAUGUCGUCCUGAAAAAUUGCAUUUUUAUUAUUUCAUAUUCCAUUUAGCACAAGACUGUUAUUUGUCAUGACAAUGCCAUUUAUUUAGCAAUUAGGGAAAAUACUUGGAGAAAAAGAAUAUCCUGUAAAAAUAUUUGAGUAGAGAGACUGAAACAAUGACAUUUUGUGGCCGUCUUCGUCGCGUUUUCCUCGUUCUGAAUAAUUCCCCCUCAAUGGGCUGAAUAGUAAAACCGAUGAGCCCAUUCUCCCGCUGACGUCAUCCACCUGUUGGGGACGCUAGAGCCCUAUAAUGGUAGGCGUGGCUAAGCGGCAGAUUAAAAGACUAAUUUCUCGUCAGCUGCGCUUUGCUAAAUUGUUGUAUAUAGUCGAAUCGUCUCAAAAUAUGAUUCUAAUUCACAUAAUAAUGCUGUUUAAGACUGUUUUUCUCAUGUCGUAUGCUCUUUAAGUCUGCUUUCAUUCCAAGUCUUCUUCUGUUGUUGUCAUUUUGCAUUCGUGUCGCGGCAUUUAGCAUUCAUUCUUUUGCAAAGCCUUUGGAAUUUGCAAAUGUCCUAACACUUCCGGACACAGUAAAUGCAACAUUUUCCUUUUACAUUCCAAAAAGAUUCAUUGAAAACAACAUUUACUUAAUUGUCCAGAGGUAUGAAUGUGAAUUAUUUUUCUGUAUGUUCCCUGUGAUUGACUGACGACCAGUUUAUGUAGAUCCAUCACAUCCAGAACCCGAGUGAUAAUAAGAGUAACAAAAAUGGAUUGAUGGAUGGCCAGAAUUUUAUUUCAAGAAAAAAACAUGGUAAUCGUUAUUAUCGGCCCUUUUGGAUAUUUUUCCAUUCCCUCUUCCUCAUUGUUUGUCUGUCUUCUUCCGCCUCACUUGCGUUCCCAGCCACCUCAAUUUUCAGGCAGCCCGCCGACUGCAGGAGUUCAAAUCCCUGAGCUAGUUAACCAGCCAAUCACCUUUAUGAGCCAAUGAAAGGAGGGUAUCCUUGACUGCCCACCUUCAUGCCUCGUUUGCCUUCAGGAGUUAUCUUUCCUUCCUUUUUGCCAACUGGAAAGCACAGGACAAUUCGUCUAACCUGUUUCUUCUCACAGUUAUGAUGGACUACUGAUUUACAAACUCAAGACUUUUUUUUUUUUUUUAAACAGUGGCUUUUGAACCAUUGGACAUUCAUAUGAGUUUUUUCCCCUGGUGUGUUACAUUUUUCUUUUUUUUUUUUUUUUUUUUUUUUUAAUGCAAAAAGACAAACAUCCUUUGUGGACCGAACUGAUCCAACACAUGAUGCAACAUACUCACACUGCAAUAAAAACCGGAGUCGGAACACACAUGCACAAACACACACACAGCAUUUUUAUCACCAUAUUUAGGAGGGUAUAUUUAAAACUGAGCAUAUUUUUAGUACAGGAAAAAUCUGUCUUCACUGCUAAUG
Corythoichthys intestinalis (scribbled pipefish) is the source of this 7517-nucleotide messenger RNA. It is a transcript of the gene rgs19, whose product is annotated as regulator of G protein signaling 19. The record is from RefSeq and is a predicted model, not a curated record. The transcript is spliced from 6 exons. The coding region runs from base 308 to 1000 and encodes 230 amino acids. NCBI's taxonomy places the organism in Eukaryota, Metazoa, Chordata, Actinopteri, Syngnathiformes, Syngnathidae.